CUCUUUAUCUGGAGGAAAUGACGAUUUUUUUUCCGGUUUUGUUGGUUUUCUUGAUGAUCAGUCAGCUACCUGCCGUGAAUCAAGAUCAAUAUAAGCUGGUUGGUCAUGAGCCGAUUCUUGCAAAGGUUGGAGACGACGUUAUUCUGCCAUGUCAUGUGGAGCCCCCGUUUGACGUGAACGAUCUUACAAUCGAAUGGAGAUUCAAGGGCAAAAAAAUAUAUGUGCAUCGCAGCCAAAAGAGAGAUGAUACAACGUCAGACCCAGAAUACAAAAACCGAACCUUUAUGGUCCAUAAAAACUUGACACAUGGCGACAUUUCCCUCAGUUUGACUAAUCUAGUCAAGGAGGAUGAUGGGAAUUAUACUUGCUUAGUUCCCAAACUGGAAAGUCAAGUCAAGAAGAGAAAUGUUACUUUAAAAAUUGAUGAAAAUGGAGCCAAAGGCAAUAUAACUGAUCCUGGAGAUGGAAAUGGAGAUAACAAUGGAAGGGAUAUUGGUCUUGGUGUUGGAAUACCAGUCAGCAUCGUCAUCAUCAUCGUCAUCAUCAUCGUCAUCAUCAUCGUCAUCAUCAUCGCUGUUCUAUAUUAUUUGCUACGUAAUCAAAUUUUUUCGUGCCUGAGCAACAACAAGUCUCGACAUGAACAAGGGAGAAAUGAUGGAGAUCGCAGAGGAAAUGGAAACCAAGGAGAUGAAGCUGAAGCUUUACAGGACAUAGGACAACAAAACCAAAGUGGAUGAAUAAUCCCCUCUAAGCUGAAGUCAAUUCAACCUCUUCUUCUUAUGAAAACUGGUACAUGUAUAGAAUUAUGCAUCAUGAUAACAAAAACAACUGUCUGCCUUAAACCCAACAGGAAGUCCUUCAUAUUAGAACAGAGACCAUUUUGGGGCCRUUUUGAGAUUAGAAAAAUAGAUGCAGGAAUCCUGCAUGUUAAAAAGAACAUCCUAUAAACAUAACUGUUACUGUACUUUAGCGUCUCUUACUCAGCUUUUAAUAUCUGAUUUGUCUUAAAGUAUUUUUAAUUCAUGCAAAAGUUAACAGACUUGAUCUCCAGCUUGUGCCAACAAAAGGUUUUUAAUUUAAUUUCUGUCWGUGAAACUUAUUUUAACAUGCACACCAAAGAUUAGUGUGUUUCAUUAUGAUUUUGCAAACUUACUGUCUAGUUUUUCAGUUUAUGGAUCAGCAAUAAAUAUUUAGUUUACCGUUGUUUCCAUGUCCAGACCCCAGUAGAGGUGAAUAUUUACUAUUCCCUCCUUAAAACUCCCACAUUCACAUUCACAUAGGAACAAAUSACCUGAAUAUUUCUGUUUACAUCAUCAUACAGUGAAUGUA
Messenger RNA from Poecilia reticulata (guppy), 1329 nucleotides. Lineage: Eukaryota; Metazoa; Chordata; Actinopteri; Cyprinodontiformes; Poeciliidae. The record is from RefSeq and is a predicted model, not a curated record.